AUGCAGGAGCUCGGCACGCUGGGCUUUGAGUGCAGCCCUGAGGAGGUGGAUGUGGAGGACAUCACCCAGAACCAAACCAACACCAUCAGAGCCUGCACGGCCCAGGAUGCUGCGCCUGGAAAUUGCCCGGUUUUGGAAAGAUCAACUUUCGAUAAGGGAAAAUGCCUGCAGGGAAUCUCUGAGGAUCUGAGAGCCUACAGGACAGAGCUGAGGAACCUCCAGGACCCGCAGCUGCUGCUGGCUCUCGAUGGGAUGAUGGAGGCCCUGGGCAGCAGCACUGGGAAGGUUCUGGAAGCACCGCUGGCAUUGGGAUCAUCGGGAUCAUUGGGAUCAUCGGGAUUGGGAUCAUUGGGAUUGGGAUCAUCGGGAUCAUCGGGAUUGGGAUCAUCGGGAUCAUUGGGAUUGGGAUCAUCGGGAUCAUCGGAAUUGGGAUCAUCGGGAUCAUUGGGAUUUGGAUCAUUGGGAUCAUUGGGAUUGGGAUCAUCGGGAUCAUCGGGAUCAUCGGGAUCAUUUGGAUCAUCGGGAUCAUCGGGAUUGGGAUGCCCUGGGCAGCAGCACUGGGAAGGAUCAUUGGGAUCAUCGGGAUUGGGAUCAUCGGGAUCAUCGGGAUUGGGAUCAUCGGGAUCAUUGGGAUUGGGAUCAUCGGGAUCAUCGGAAUUGGGAUCAUCGGGAUCAUUGGGAUUUGGAUCAUUGGGAUCAUCGGGAUUUGGAUCAUCGGGAUCAUCGGGAUCAUUUGGAUCAUCGGGAUCAUCGGGAUCAUCGGGAUCAUUGGGAUCAUUGGGAUUGGGAUCAUCGGGAUCAUCGGGAUCAUCGGGAUCAUUUGGAUCAUUGGGAUCAUCGGGAUUGGGAUCAUCGGGAUUGGGAUCAUCGGGAUCAUUGGGAUGGGGAUGGGCGCCGUUCCCGGCGCGGCUGCGCCUCUGCAGCGUGCUCCAGGCCUUGCGCAUCCGCAGCAUCACCAUCAGCAGGAUGCUGAACUUCCUCAGCUCCCUCUGAAUCCCGGGAAUCCGCCAGAACCCAAGGAGAUCCUGCGGGAACGGCGGGAUCCGCGCCCGGCGAGCAUUCCCCGGAAUUCCCGUAAAUGGGCGUUCCAAACCGCGCUUGGUUCCCGGGAUCCGGGGAUGGAAGCUCCAGCUGAGCUCGGAUUUAUCCACAUUUAUUCUGCUGCUUUCCCAGGAAUUCAGAGCUGUUUAUGAUAAUCCCUUCCAACUCCAAUUCUAAUCCGUGAUUUAUUUAGGGUGAUAUUCCAUUCUAUUCCCUGAUUUAUUUAUGGUGAUAUUCCAUUCUAUUCCCUGAUUUA
Cyanistes caeruleus (blue tit) is the source of this 1297-nucleotide messenger RNA. The record is from RefSeq and is a predicted model, not a curated record. NCBI's taxonomy places the organism in Eukaryota, Metazoa, Chordata, Aves, Passeriformes, Paridae.